Molecule: messenger RNA, 426 nt
Organism: Dibothriocephalus latus
Lineage: Eukaryota; Metazoa; Platyhelminthes; Cestoda; Diphyllobothriidea; Diphyllobothriidae
Source: the annotation of a GenBank genome assembly
AUGCUCAGUGUGUGGGCCCUCCUUCUGUUCACUUUCCCCUACGUUGGUGCAAUACCCACAGUGGGUAAGGGCCUGUACGCUCUAUGGGUUUGUAUCCUCUUCCUGUCGUUGAGCGGCGUCUUCGUGCUUAUGCCAGCCGCGACCUGCCGCAUAUUUGGAUCCACUUACAUGGCUGUCAACUACGGCAUGAUCUUCAGCGCAUUUGUGAGUAAUUUGCUGACCUCUGUCCCCUUCCCCAACUACGCCAUAUUUUGCCCUUCUAUGCAUGAGGCAAGCGAGACUGUAUCAGUGCUUCUCCACGCAUGUCUUCAGACAGCUUCGAAAUCUGUACUUAAAGUCCGUGGGAUAAGCUCAGAUUUUAAAAUUUGUAAUCCGACCGUCUGUCCGCCACAAACGGUAAAACCACCAUUGGAUUUCGAUUUAUAG